This is a messenger RNA of Aspergillus ruber CBS 135680, 2569 nucleotides long. Its product is annotated as WD40 repeat domain-containing protein. The coding region runs from base 274 to 2169 and encodes 631 amino acids. Gene Ontology annotation, molecular function: protein binding. Lineage: Eukaryota; Fungi; Ascomycota; Eurotiomycetes; Eurotiales; Aspergillaceae. The record is from RefSeq and is a predicted model, not a curated record. Gene Ontology annotation, biological process: proteasome-mediated ubiquitin-dependent protein catabolic process. Gene Ontology annotation, cellular component: Cul4-RING E3 ubiquitin ligase complex. The transcript is spliced from 6 exons.
UUCAGACCACUGUCGUUCCUGGAUGACGCUUACAAACAUCCCCUUUAUUUAAACCACCGUAUCGAAUAUCCUCCAAUCCAUUACUAUACUCCAUCGUUAAAAUCAGCACACGACCUCGACCCGCCGAUCAUGAGCUCUGGCUCUCCACCCGCCGGUGACCAGCGAGAGUCGUCCUCCCGGGAGUCUGGCACUGCAUGGCAUCCGGCAAGGGAGUGGAUUGAGCAAGACGAUGAGGAUGAUGGACAGAACUUGGACUACGAACCGUGGGGAAAUAUGGACGAUGGAAUGGACGAGGAGACAACGUCGGAGCAAGCGGAGGCGGAAUAUCAAGCAUACCUGGAUUUUACAGGGGAUUCGGAUGAGAGAUUGCGGAAUAUCGACAUCGAAUUCACUUUGGAUGGCGACCCCGAAGGAGAAGAGGUCCAAGAAGGGAGCCCAAUUCAACGGAUUUCUGCUGCUCGAAUAGUCAACGUUAUGAGUUAUCACGGCCUACGACCUUUCUUUCGUCAUAGUCGUAUAAGUGACGAUGUUGACGACGGAUCUGGACACUUUGGCUAUGCAUCACGGCAUCCAAGAAGAGAACAAUUUGCGAAAGUCCCAAAUGAGGCGGGAAGGGAACUCAUGGGAUCUGGUGAUUUUGGAAGUAAUUCACACUACGUUGACGAACUGAAGAAGCGCAAGAAGGCACUUGCGACAAGAUUGAUGUGGCGAGAAUUGGGAAUUGAUGUUAAUGGACCGCGAACAAGGGCAACGCAGUCGAUAUCUCAGGAUUUGAUUCCUCGUUCAGUAGCAGAUAAGAUCAUCCAUUACGACUCACGAUGCUAUUCAGGCCAAUUCUCCGAUGACGGCAACUUCUUCUACUCUUGUGCUCAGAACUUCAAGGUUCGGUUAUAUGACACGUCCAAUCCGCACGAAUGGAAGUAUUACAAGACCGUGGAAUACCCAUUCGGUCAAUGGACCAUAACAGAUUGCACCUUGAGUCCAGACAACAGGUUUCUAGCGUACACUUCGAUCCGGAAUCUCGUAUGUCUUGCGCCAACCGAUCCAGCCGUUCAGUCAGACCCGACCAUACUCAAUCUAUCCGUUCCUCCGGGGGGAAGACGCGAAGAAGAGCCUUACCGUGGUUCGCACUUUGCUAUCUGGUCGGUUCGGUUUUCGGGCGAUGGACGUGAAAUAGUAGCUGGUACAUCUCAGAAAACGGUCAUCGUUUACGACAUUGAGACUCGGCAAUCCGUUCUACGGGUAGAAAAUCAUGAAGACGAUGUUAACGCCGUCUGCUUCGGGGACAACUCGUCACCUCACAUUCUCUAUUCAGGAUCCGAUGACACCACAAUACGAGUAUGGGACCGCCGCUCGAUGGGUGACAGCCGUGAAGCAGGGGUGUUUAUGGGUCAUACUGAAGGACUAACCUACGUCGACAGCAAAGGCGACGGCCGAUAUGUCCUGUCUAAUUCAAAAGACCAAACAAUGAAGCUCUGGGAUCUGCGAAAGAUGAUGACCACCGCAAAGUUCGACACUAUCGACGUCAACAACUACACGACCGGGUUUGAUUAUCGUUUCGAAACAUACCCAGAUGAUUACUACGAACCUCAUCCUCAUGACUGCUCUGUUGUGACAUUCCGUGGCCACCGCAUACUCAAAACGCUUAUACGAUGUCACUUUUCCCCUCCUGGAAGUACGAAUUCGAGAUAUGUAUAUACAGGAAGUGACGACGGCAAAGUCUACGUGUACAAUCUGGACGCGACGCUCGCGGGGACGAUAGAUGUCGGAAUGACCACGCUUAAUUCACGGCCACGCGAACCCGAUCUUUUGAUGAAUGCAUAUGACUUCGGACUUCGAAGCGGCGAGUUGCUCUGGCGGACAUGUGUCCGUGACGCGAGUUGGCAUCCGAGUGCCCCUGUUCUUGCAGCGACAUCAUGGAAUGGGUGGGGAUUAUCGACCGGCACCUGUACCCUACAUUCAUGGAAUGACUGCCCUACUGAAGAUGAAGGCAACCCUCCUGUUGGCUUGAGCUAUGAUUACAGACUUGAAGAGGAGCACGGUUUCAACGAUUAUAGGCAGACAAUGCAGGCUUUUCAACGCGGAGGGCCUCUUCCAAGAAUGAGACACAGCUAUAUUAGCUCCGACGAAGACGAGGACGAAGAUGAGAAUGAAGAUGAGUCGGAAUAAUGAUUCACGAAUACGAUUAUGACUUGUAUAUAUUAGCUUCGUGAUAAAGCAGGCACAGGUUGUCUCGCUUUGGAUAAAUUUCAUGAAACAGCAUUAUUUAUACAAAAAUACGAAGUAAGCCAUAGUAAGGGGAUAUCUCAUCACCGCGACUCUCUCUGCCCCGAGCCGCAUCCGGUGCCCAAAGAGUAUAGUGCUUCGAAGGAAAUGUGACGUUCAAUCCCAGUAUCCGUUAUAGCCCCCUGCCGAUUGAUUCCCUAGGAUGAGCCCAUUGGUGACGAAAUAAGAUGAAUACGCCCGACGACACGUGGUAUCAUGACUCUGGUGACCCUCCUCAACUCCUAGUUUUGUUGUGCAUUGGUAUCAAAAUUCGAAAACGACUGCGCUCCGCAAUUAUGCGCCG